Molecule: messenger RNA, 2856 nt
Organism: Anolis carolinensis (green anole)
Lineage: Eukaryota; Metazoa; Chordata; Lepidosauria; Squamata; Anolidae
Gene: kat7
Product: lysine acetyltransferase 7
Exons: 16
Coding region: 351-2219 (622 amino acids)
Biological process (GO): negative regulation of DNA-templated transcription; positive regulation of transcription by RNA polymerase II
Cellular component (GO): nucleus; chromatin
Molecular function (GO): transcription coregulator activity; histone acetyltransferase activity; zinc ion binding
Source: RefSeq, a predicted model, not a curated record
GUCAUUCCCCAUUUCAAGAUGGCGAGCGGCCGUCGGCGUGAGGUGAGGUUUGUCUGCGUCACGUGACGGACAGGACGGGGGUGUGUAUCUCCCCGCCGAGUGUCCCGGCGGAAGAGUGAAGGGAGUCGGCUGAAAGGUCGCCGCUGGGGGAAAGGCAGACACAAGACGGCAGCGCGGCCUGGCGCUGGAGGACCGGAGGCACGCCAGUCACGACGGACAACGCCGGAACCAACGCGGCGGCCGGGGCGCAGCCACCCUCGCUGCCUCCGCCGCCGCCUCCGCCUAGGAUGUCUCGCCGAAAGGCAACUGAACGCCCACCUCCUUGAUGUUUUGAUUGGCGGAGGAAGAAAAUGCCUGAGAUGGUUCAAAACAGAGCAAGCAAGAUGGCCCAUACUGGGAGAAAUGCAGGAAGCAGUUCUGAUGGGACCGAGGACUCCGAUUUCUCUACGGACCCAGAGCAUACAGACAGUUCAGAAAGUGAUGGCACUUUACGCCAGUCAGCGCGUGUGACCCGCUCUUCUGCGAGACUCAGCCAGAGUUCUCAAGAUUCCAGUCCAGUUCGAAAUCCCCCGUCAUUUGGAGGAGAGGAGCCUGUUUAUUCUACCCGGAGAGUGACCCGCAGCCAGCAACAGCCCACACCUGUGACUCCCAAAAAAUAUCCACUUCGGCAAACUCGCUCAUCUGGAUCAGAAACAGAGCAAGUGGUGGACUUUUCAGAUAGAGACACUAAAAAUGCAGCCGACCAUGAUGAGUCUCCACCCCGCACGCCAACUGGGAAUGCCCCAUCCUCAGAAUCUGACAUCGAUAUCUCCAGCCCUAACAUGUCUCAUGAUGAGAGCAUUGCCAAGGAUAUGUCUAUGAAGGAUUCUGGAAGUGAUUUGUCCCAUCGUCCCAAGCGCCGUCGCUUCCAUGAAAGCUACAAUUUCAACAUGAAAUGUCCCACCCCUGGCUGCAAUUCUUUAGGACAUCUGACUGGAAAACAUGAAAGACAUUUUUCCAUAUCUGGAUGUCCGCUAUAUCAUAACCUUUCAGCAGAUGAAUGCAAGGUAAGAGCCCAGAGCCGGGACAAACAAGUUGAGGACAGGAUGCUGUCUCAUCGACAAGAUGACAAUAAUAGACAUGCCACCAGACAUCAGGCACCAACCGAAAGACAAUUAAGGUACAAAGAAAAAGUAGCAGAGAUGAGAAAGAAGAGGAAUGCAGGGCUGACAAAGGAGCAGAAGGAAAAAUACAUGGAGCACAGACAAACCUAUGGAAACACAAGAGAGCCCCUUUUAGAAAACCUGACCAGCGAAUAUGACCUAGAACUGUUCCGGAGAGCUCAAGCAAGAGCAUCAGAGGAUCUGGAGAAACUGAGACUUCAGGGCCAGAUCACAGAAGGCAGCAACAUGAUCAAGACGAUUGCUUUUGGCCGCUAUGAGCUGGACACAUGGUACCAUUCUCCCUAUCCAGAGGAAUAUGCACGGCUGGGGCGCCUCUACAUGUGUGAGUUUUGCCUCAAAUACAUGAAGAGCCAAACGAUACUACGCAGGCACAUGGCAAAGUGUGUCUGGAAGCACCCUCCAGGUGAUGAAAUUUAUCGUAAAGGCUCUAUUUCGGUAUUUGAAGUCGAUGGGAAAAAGAACAAGAUCUAUUGCCAGAACCUGUGCCUUUUGGCAAAGCUAUUCUUAGACCACAAGACUCUAUACUAUGAUGUUGAGCCUUUUCUCUUCUAUGUCAUGACAGAAGCUGACAACACUGGCUGCCAUCUGAUAGGCUAUUUCUCCAAGGAAAAGAACUCAUUCCUUAACUACAAUGUUUCUUGUAUCCUGACGAUGCCUCAAUACAUGAGACAGGGUUAUGGCAAAAUGCUUAUUGACUUCAGCUACCUACUUUCAAAAGUGGAAGAGAAGGUUGGCUCCCCAGAGCGACCGCUCUCAGAUCUGGGUCUUAUUAGCUACCGUAGUUACUGGAAGGAGGUUCUUCUCCGUUAUCUGCAUAACUUUCAAGGCAAAGAAAUCUCCAUCAAAGAAAUCAGUCAGGAGACAGCUGUCAAUCCUGUUGACAUUGUUAGCACUCUGCAGGCACUUCAGAUGCUCAAGUAUUGGAAGGGAAAACAUCUGGUUUUGAAGAGACAGGAUCUUAUUGAUGAAUGGAUAGCCAAAGAGGCCAAACGAUCCAACAGCAAUAAAAGCAUGGAUCCCAGCUGUUUGAAAUGGACCCCUCCCAAGGGCACUUAAAUUGAUCUAUCACUCCAAGGAGUUUGGACACCCCUCCAUGUGCCGCCACCUACUUCAUGAUCCUCUUUCCUUUCCCAGCGUUACCAACUGCCUUUGGGAUUGUGGACGUGCCAUUGAUGUUCAUCCCAGCCCCCUUCCUUUCACAUAUUUCCAGAAAAUCCCCUUCUUCUUGGGAAUGUUUUGGCCCACAUUCUUUGUACACAGGGCAAUGCUGAAAUGAUCUGGAUAUCCUGUUAGUGUGACCCCAGGAGUGGUGGGUGAGCAGUAAUACCUUGUCCUGGCCCUUUCCAUUUGCUGCUUCAUUAGCCACAUGGGCAUAGUCCAAAAGAUUGUGUUGUAUCCUACACUUGUUUUUGUUCUUUCAAGUUGCUGCUUCCACUGCAGCAUCAUAUAGCUCUAGUGCACAUAUGGAGCAGAAGAAAGUGAUAAAGUCAUGGUUGGUAGGUAUGACUAUACGCAAGAUAGCAGAGAUCAGGGGCAUGGGCAUUUUAAAAUAUUUUCCAUGAAAAAAGGUCAAUGCUAGAAUAAAGUUAACUGUCAGAGUCAAAAAUUCAAGGCAGCCUUCUGUCUCUUCUGCUGUCUUUCUGCUCACAAGUUUAUUGUACAUGGGAGAUAAUUCAAAAACAUUUGCAAAAUA